This is a messenger RNA of Penicillium oxalicum, 357 nucleotides long. RefSeq lists its product as uncharacterized. The transcript has a single exon. The coding region runs from base 1 to 357 and encodes 118 amino acids. Lineage: Eukaryota; Fungi; Ascomycota; Eurotiomycetes; Eurotiales; Aspergillaceae. The record is from RefSeq and is a predicted model, not a curated record.
AUGACUUUCUCGAAAGCAGGGGUCCCGUCGAUCAACGCAUCGCAAUCUGCGAGAAGCAUCCCGUCAGGAAUGGUACUAUUGUACAAAGACUGCACGCUCCAGAGACCAAGGGAGAAGGAUACAAGCGAAAAUGAAGCAAAGAGGGAGACUCAAAUUGUGUCCCGAACUGGCCAAUCCACCGGCCCAUUUGGGACUCUCGGUGGCUUUGACCCAAGUCUUCAUCUCCGACCGGGCGACCCCGAUUCCCAGAGGGACCCGUUCCCGCUUAAGGAUUCUUAUGACAUAACUAAAAUAGCCGCCGUUCGAGAACCCAAGAGUACACUCAACUUAUCACGACACAACUUUCAAGGCUGGUGA